AUGCCUAAAUUUUUCUGCGACUACUGCGAUGUCUACCUCACGCACGACUCCAUGAGCGUGCGCCGAGCACACAACAGCGGCCGAAACCAUCUGCGCAAUGUCGUCGACUACUACCAACAAAUCGGCCACGAGAAGGCCCAGUCCGUCAUCGACUCCAUCACCUCCUCCUACGCCGCCGAGGGACAGGCCCACGCCAACCCGAUGCUCCCGCACAACCAGCCUGGGCACAACUUCCCACCGUUCCCUUUCCCGGGAGGUGCACCACCUCCAUUCCCCGGCAUGCCAGGCGCUCCCCCAGGCCAACUCCCCCAAGGUCUUCCUCCUCCUCCCGGCGGUCGCGGUGGUCCCAUGCCCCCCUUCCCUCCCGGCCCAAACAACAUGCCUCCCAUGCCUCCUGGCGGCCUGCCUUUCCCCCCGGGCCAGUUCCCUCCCUUCCCGCCACCUCCUGGCGCGCCUGGUUUCCCGCCUGGGGGCCUCCCUCCGCCCGGCUUCCCUCAUGGGAACGCACCUAGUCAUGACCGGCGAUGA
Clonostachys solani is the source of this 528-nucleotide messenger RNA. Lineage: Eukaryota; Fungi; Ascomycota; Sordariomycetes; Hypocreales; Bionectriaceae. The record is from the annotation of a GenBank genome assembly.